Molecule: messenger RNA, 1422 nt
Organism: Purpureocillium lilacinum
Lineage: Eukaryota; Fungi; Ascomycota; Sordariomycetes; Hypocreales; Ophiocordycipitaceae
Biological process (GO): NADPH regeneration
Cellular component (GO): cytoplasm
Molecular function (GO): oxidoreductase activity; nucleotide binding
Source: RefSeq, a predicted model, not a curated record
AUGUCUCUGCUCCGCGCCGCGCCUGUCUCACCGUCCGCGGCGGCCAUGACACGCCUCCGAGUCCGCCGCGACACGCUCCCACGCGCGGACGGCGCCGCGCCGGCAGCCGCAGACAAGCGCGAGCCGGUCGACACGGACACGGAGGACGAUGAUCACGACGUGGGCCUCGACGAGGGUGGUCUCGAGGGAGGGGCCCGGCGCCGCGGACGGACGGGGGGCUUUGAGUCGAUCUUUUGGAAGUCGAGCGAUUACAUAUCCCCGGAGCGAAAAGCCGUCAGCGGAGAAAGGAAGAGAGUCACCAUGGCCUCGUCCUCGUCGUCGUCGUCACCCAUUGGCGUCGCCAUCAUCGGCGGCGGCCUGUUUGUCAAGGAGCAGCAUCUGCCCGCGGUGCUCGCCUGCCGCAGCCUCGCCCUGCGCGCCAUCUACUCGCGCUCCCUCAAGUCGGCCGAGUCCACCGCGGCGCUCAUCCCGGGCCUCGUCGCCGCCGCCGCCGCGGAAGCGGGCCAGACUCAGCAGCAGCAGCCUCACGUGGACCUCUACUCCGAGGACUCGGACCCCGGGCGCGCCCUCGUCGACGUGCUCUCGCGCGACGACAUCUCGGCCGUCAUCAUCGCGCUGCCCAUCCUCGCGCAGCCCGCCGUCGUCGAGGCCGCCCUCGCCGCGGGCAAGCACGUCCUCGCCGAGAAGCCCAUCGCCAAGGACGUGCCCGCGGCCAAGGCCCUCAUCGCGUCGUACCACGCCCAGCGCGCCGCCACGUCCGGGCGCUGCACGCUGUCCAUCGCCGAAAACUUCCGCUUCAUCCCGCGCUUCGCGUACGCGGCGGAGGCGGCCGCGCGCAUGGGCCGCGUGACGCACUUCUCCGUGAAAGUCAUGUCGCACAUGCGGCCCGACAACAAGUACUACCAGACGGCGUGGCGGCAGGAGCCCGGCUACCAGGGCGGGUUCCUGCUCGACGGCGGGGUGCACCACGCGGCGGCGGCGCGCCUGUUCCUGCGCGGCGAGGCCAACCGCGCGGCGACGGUGCGCGCGGCCACGGACCUCGUCCAGCCGGGCCUGCCGCCCAUUGACACCGUCGCGGCGGUGGUGCGCACCGCGGGCGGCGCGACGGGCACGUUCCUGCACUCGGCGGGGACGCUCAUGGAGGCGUUUGAGUGGGACGUGGCGUGCGAGGGCGGCUGGGUGCGCAGCGCGGGCGAGACGGUGACGGUGAAGCCAAAGGACGGGGAGAAGACGGAGAGGGUGUUUGAGCGCACGUCGGGCGUCAAGGACGAGGUGGCUGCGUGGGCGAACGGCAUCGCGCGCGGCGAGCCCAACCCGCUGCAGAGCCCCGAGGAGGCGCUCGCGGACCUCGAGUUCCUCGAGAAGAUGUUUGUGAGCGGGGAGAGGGACGGCGAGCUGGGGAGGUACGAGCUGCAGCUGUAG